CCCGCUGAGAGACAACAUGCUGCGACGGUGUGUAAUAUUGCUGCUUCUUGCCUUUGCGGGUCUUUCUCUUGCAGCUCCAGUCCCAGAUGAAACAGCAGCUGAUGAGAGAACUGACCCGCUGCUGGAUCCCCUGAACAAAGUAGCUGCUGGGAACACAACCUCUCAAGAAGGAACUCAAGAGUCAUCCGAGUCAGCUGAGUCUGCUGAAACUCAAGAAUCUUUUGACAGCGACUCUGAACAAGAGUCAUCCCAGUCAGCCGAGUCUGCUGAAACUCAAGAAACCAAUGAGAAGGCAGCUGAAAGCACCGGCACUGAUGUCAGCUCAGUGGAAAAGCUGAAUCCUGCCACGGGCGCCAACUCUAAAGGACUUGGUUCUAAUGACACCGCUGGCCCUGUCACUGACACUAACACUAACAAAUCGCGGCCAGAUGAUGAUCCUAAGAUACCUAAGCCAGUCACUGUCACUGACCCUGACCUUGACUCUGACUCUGACGCUAAUACUGACGAAUCCGGGCCGGAUGAUGACCCUAAGAUAGCUAAGCCCAUCACUGACUCUGACUCUGACUCUGACCCUGACUCUGACGAAUCCGGGCCGGAUGAUGACCCUAAGAUAGCUAGGCCCAUCACUGACUCCGACUCUGACUCUGACCCUGACUCUGACGAAUCCGGGCCGGAUGAUGACCCUAAGAUAGAUAAGCCCGUCACCGACCCUGACCCUGACUCUGACUCUGACCCUGACUCUGAUGAAUCCGGGCCGGAUGAUGACCCUAAGAUAGCUAAGCCCAUCACUGACUCCGACUCUGACGCUGACAGUGACGCUAACUCUGAUGAACCCGGGCCGGAUGAGGACCCUAAGAUAGCUAAGCCCCUCACUGACUCAGACGAAUCCGGGCCAGAUGAAGACCCUAAGAUAGCUAAGGCCCUCGCUGAUUCUGACGAAUCCGGGCCAGAUGAGGACCCUAAGAUAACUAAGCCCCUCACUCACUCUGACGAAUCCGGGCCAGAUGAAGACCCUAAGAUAGCUAAGGCCCUCGCUGAUUCUGACGAAUCCGGGCCAGAUGAAGACCCUAAGAUAACUAAGCCCCUCACUCACUCUGACGAAUCCGGGCCGGAUGAGGACCCUAAGAUAGCUAAGGCCCUCGCUGACUCUGACGAAUCCGGGCCGGAUGAGGACCCUAAGAUAACUAAGCCCCUCACUCACUCUGACGAAUCCGGGCCAGAUGAUGACACUGACUCCGACCUAGGCGCUGAUACUAGUAAUAACUCUAAUGACUCGGGCGCUGAUACAAGCACUGACUCUAAUGACCCGGGCGCUGAUACUAGUACUGACUCUAAUGACUCGGGCGCUGAUACUAGUACUGACUCUAAUGACUCGGGCGCUGAUACUAGUACUGACUCUAAUGACUCGGGCGCUGAUACUAGUACUGACUCUAAUGACUCGGGCGCUGAUACUAGUAAUAACUCUAAUGACUCGGGCGCUGAUACUAGUACUGACUCUAAUGACCCGGGCGCUGAUACUAGUACUGACUCUAAUGACUCGGGCGCUGAUACAAGCACUGACUCUAAUGACUCGGGCGCUGAUACUAGUACUGACUCUAAUGACUCGGGCGCUGAUACUAGUAAUAACUCUAAUGACUCGGGCGCUGAUACUAGUACUGACUCUAAUGACUCGGGCGCUGAUACUAGUACUGACUCUAAUGACUCGGGCGCUGAUACUAGUACUGACUCUAAUGACUCGGGCGCUGAUACUAGUACUGACUCUGAGGUACUUACAGAGAAAGACGACAGAAUGGACGAUAAAGGUCCGGAUGAAGGGGUGUCGCUAGCAGAUGGGGAGGAGGUGAAGGAGGUGAAGGAGAGAGAUGAUAUAGGGGAUAAGGAUCCAAAGGAAUCAGGAGAGGAUGUGAUGGAUGGUGAUGAUACCUCAGAGGGGGAAAUCAAAGAAAAUGACGCCACAGUCGAUGAAACAGAUGGAAAAAAGAGUGACUUAGGCAGUAAGUCUGAUGCAAACACUAGUGAAAAUGAGCCCCCAAAAGAUGACAGCCCUGACCUGUUAGACCCUUCCACCCCAGCCAACGAUGAGGGAAUCCCGGAGCACUCUGUGAACGAGGACACGGAAGGACCAGCUGCUGACCAGCAACUUGUCCAACCUGUGGACUCCACCACCACCGCUGGGAUUUAGAGGCUCGGACUGUGGACUGUGAUGCUCGCCAUCUGCAGAGCCUUGUCUACAGUGUAAUACAGUUGCCAUGACGACAACACCAACAAGCUGAACUGCUACCUUUUGCUUCCUGUUUGUGUAUUCUUCACCGCUCAUUCCUGAUUGGUUGGCUUCAUAGGUGAAACUGUGAUCUAACCUGUCUGUCUGUCUGUCUGCCCGUCUGUCCUCCCGCCUGUCUGUCUGUCUGUCUGUCUGUCUGCCCGUCUGUCUGUCUGUCUGUCUGUCUGUCUGUCUGUCUGUCCGUCUGUCUGUCUGUCUGUCUGUCUGUCUGUCUGUCUGUCUGUCUGUCUGUCUGUCUGUCUGUCUGUCUGUCUGUCUGUCCGUCCUCCCGUCUGUCUGUCUGUAUGUCUGUCCUCCCGUCUGUCUGUUUGUCUGUCUGUAUGUCUGUCCGUCUUCCCGUCCUCCCGUCUGUCUGUCUGUCUGUCUGUCUGUCUGUCUGUCUGUCUGUCUGUCUGUCUGCCUGUCUGUCUGUCUGUCUGCCUGCAGAAACAUUAAACCAGCUGCUGAUCUGAGAUCUGUAUUCGCACUGUAAUGUGUACAUACUGCUAAUAAAUGUUGAACUGA
This is a messenger RNA of Eleginops maclovinus (Patagonian blennie), 2785 nucleotides long. RefSeq names its product starmaker (gene stm). The record is from RefSeq and is a predicted model, not a curated record. Lineage: Eukaryota; Metazoa; Chordata; Actinopteri; Perciformes; Eleginopidae. The coding region runs from base 17 to 2182 and encodes 721 amino acids. The transcript has 12 exons.